Molecule: messenger RNA, 1172 nt
Organism: Williopsis jadinii
Lineage: Eukaryota; Fungi; Ascomycota; Saccharomycetes; Phaffomycetales; Wickerhamomycetaceae
Product: HIG1 domain-containing protein
Exons: 1
Coding region: 402-1052 (216 amino acids)
Biological process (GO): mitochondrial respiratory chain complex IV assembly
Cellular component (GO): mitochondrial inner membrane
Source: RefSeq, a predicted model, not a curated record
CCUCGCUGCCCACGGAUACCUCGCGCGUGCCGCAACGUGAUUGGCCAGUCAGCCCAUGGAACCAACACCGUCAAGAGCAACCCAAUGGAGCUGGCAGCACGCUUCAAUUGCCUCCUGAAGGGCAGAACCGGGGCGUUUUACCCGUAUUUCCACUCAUCGAGCGCCACAGCACAGAAAUGUUAGGAUGUCACGCUAAAAUCAGCCAAUCGAAGGCCUUUGAGACGACCCGCGGCCUUUGAAUCUCGUUUGGCAUCAUCUAUAAAAAUGGCACCUCUUCUUCAACAUCUCUGCUCUUUCCUCUGCUCUGGAGCACCAAUUGGUUUGAACCAUACGCUUGAGCCUUUGGAGUAGAACACACACACACACACACACAUACUUGUACAUACACUUAUACACACACGAUGAAAUUGCUUACUGAUGAUGAGAUCGAUGCCCAUUGGUGGGUUGUUGCUGAAGGAGGGUUGAUUGGGCUUGCUGCCGGUCUACUGGCCACCGGGGCCAUCUUCAAGUACGGUGCAUACAAGUACCCUGGGUUCCCAAAGAACUUGCCAUGGUCCAUCAGAACGGCGAUCUUCAUCUCGCCACCAACGGUGGGUAUCACCAUUGGUGCGGAGGAGGCGUCCAAUGCAUUUGAUAGAGAGAUGUACUCCAACGACUACAACGCAAAGCUCAAGUUGGAGGAGCACAAGAGAUGGGCAGAGCUGCCAUUGAGCCAGAAGUUCGUGCAAGGUGCUGCCAACAACAAGUACAAGAUCAUUGUUGGAGCAUGGGCCGCUUCCAUGUGGGGGUCAUGGGUCUUCGUGGACCGUGAUCCAAUCAUGACGAAGACUCAGAAGAUAGUGCAGGCCAGAAUGUACGCACAGUUCCUGACCGUGGGCUUGCUCUUGGGUUCUAUUGGGUUGAGUAUGUACGAUGAGAAGCACAACGCUCCAGCCAAGGUUGAAGAGCUGCAAGGCUGGGAGAAGGUGCUACUUGAAGAGGAGGAGAGACAGAAGAAGGAGAAGGAGAAUGGUAACGGUACUUACAAGAGAGCCAGAAUCUACAAGGAUUGAGCAGAGAGCUUCUCCUUGUUGUUUCUCCUGGUUGUUGUGUUUUUUUUUUUGUUCAUUCAUGAGGUUACGAGUCAUAUUCCCCUUGUACAUUUCCCCUAUAUAAACGUUCUGUAUACUAGC